AUGGACUCGCACAUUCGAACCAGUCCCAUACUCCUCGCACCAGGCCCGACUGAAGUUGACCCAAAGGUCCUCAGGGCCAUGUCGUCGUUUGCAGAAUCACAUUUUGCCCAGCCAUUCUGCAACACGUUCGGCGAUGUGCUGACCAUGCUCCGCAAGCUCUUCCAGAGUCAAGACCCCAAUGCUCAGCCCUUUGUCAUUGGAGGCAGCGGAACCCUGGGCUGGGACUUUGUGGCAACCAACUUCAUUGAACCUGGAGAGCCAGUUCUCUGUCUCUGUACGGGAUACUUUUCCGAUGCCUUUGAGAUGUGUCUGGCCACCUACGGAGCCCGCACUACGAGGAUCACGGUGCCUAUCGGAGCUGCUCCCGACAUACAUGAGGUCGAGAAAGAAUUGAAAAAGGUCCGAUACAAAGCCUUGGUGGUGACCCACGUGGAUACGUCGACGGCUGUGUUGACACCAUUGAAGCCGCUGUCGGCGCUGCUAAAACGAGUGUCGCCCGAAACACUCUUGGUCGUUGACGGGGUCGCCAGUGUUGCGUGCGAGGAGAUCCAAUUUGACGCUUGGGAUAUCGACAUCGUUGUUACAGGGUCGCAGAAAGCCAUUGGCUGUCCUCCGGGACUCAGCAUUAUCAUGGUCUCCUCUCGCGCUCUGGACACCGCCAAAGCAAGGAAAACACCAGCAAACACCUGGUAUGCCAGCCUGGCACGCUGGCUGCCGAUCAUGCAGAACUACGAGAAAAAGCAGUCGAGCUAUUUUGCAACGCCCCCUACUCAAAUUGUCCAUGCUCUCCAUGCCUCCCUGACGUCCAUCUUAUCGCGCCCGCUAGAAGAACGAUUUGAACAACACCGGCGAAAAAGCGCCCAAGUGAAAGCUGUGGUCAAGGCAUUGGGCUUGACGCAGUUGACAACAGAGUCAGAGUACCAAGCCAAUGGCUUGACGGCAUUCUGGCUCCCUGAUGGUCUGUCGUCGAAGGAACUCUUGUCACGCGUCACUGAGAAGGGCUUUACCAUCGUAGGCGGUAUGCAUAGGGAGGUUGGUCAUCAAUAUGUAAGAGUUGGGCAUAUGGGAUACAGCGUGGUGGGCGAGCCUGAGAGACAUAUUGACUGUGGCUUAAAGGCCCUGAAAGAAGCAGUCACAGAAUAUUACGCCGGUGGAAGUGGCAAGGCUCUCCCUGGAGACAACCGCGAGACCAUGAGUCUGGCUAGAGCAAGCUUGUAG
Messenger RNA from Fonsecaea nubica, 1218 nucleotides. RefSeq lists its product as hypothetical. Lineage: Eukaryota; Fungi; Ascomycota; Eurotiomycetes; Chaetothyriales; Herpotrichiellaceae. Gene Ontology annotation, molecular function: L-serine:pyruvate transaminase activity; L-alanine:glyoxylate transaminase activity. The record is from RefSeq and is a predicted model, not a curated record. Gene Ontology annotation, cellular component: peroxisome. The transcript has a single exon. The coding region runs from base 1 to 1218 and encodes 405 amino acids.